Marmota flaviventris (yellow-bellied marmot) is the source of this 2643-nucleotide messenger RNA. The record is from RefSeq and is a predicted model, not a curated record. NCBI's taxonomy places the organism in Eukaryota, Metazoa, Chordata, Mammalia, Rodentia, Sciuridae.
GGAUGCCAGACGCCCGGGAGAGGCCAGGGCAGCAGUGGAGGCGGCGGCGCGAUGGUGGUGACCACCUCUGCCCGAGGCAGCGGGAACCGCGCGCCCUCCCGGCGGCCGGGCUGCGGGCUGGCGCCGGCCGGGGCCGCGGCGCUGCUGGCGGGGGCCAGCUGCCUGUGCUACGGCCGCUCCCUGCAGGGCGAGUUUGUGCACGACGACGUGUGGGCGAUCGUGAACAACCCCGAUGUGCGGCCGGGCGCCCCGCUCCGCUGGGGCAUCUUCACCAACGACUUCUGGGGCAAGGGCAUGGCCGAGAACACCAGCCACAAGUCCUACCGGCCGCUCUGCGUCCUCACCUUCAAGCUAAACAUAUUUUUGACUGGCAUGAACCCAUUCUACUUUCACGCAGUAAAUGUAAUUUUACACUGCUUAGUGACCCUCGUGCUGAUGUACACCUGUGAUAAAACCGUCUUCAAGAAUCGUGGACUUGCUUUUGUUACGGCAUUACUUUUUGCUGUGCAUCCUGUUCACACAGAGGCGGUGGCUGGGAUUGUUGGCAGAGCUGACGUGUUAGCGUGUCUCCUGUUCCUGUUGGCCUUCCUCUCCUACAAUAGGAGUCUGGAUCAGUGUUGUGCUGGGGAAUGUUUCCCUCCCACGGCUUCUCCCUUCUUCUUGCUGCUCAGUUUGUUUCUGGGGACCUGUGCCAUGCUGGUGAAAGAGACGGGAAUCACCGUGUUUGGAGUGUGCUUGGUUUAUGACCUCUUCUCCCUCUCCCACAAGCAAGACAUGACGAGCAACGGGGUCAUCCAUCAGCAUAGCCUACAGCAGCCUGGGAGCCCCCAGCCCUCCUCACUGCCAGCCCAGUCCCACCGGGAGAACGGGAAACAGCGGUUCCCUCACAAAGGAGCGUGGGGUGGCUGCCAUUCCUCACUUACACCAGCACCCAAGAGCAGUGGAUUCCCGGUGUCACCACGAGCUGUGUGGUCCCUGAUGAGAUUCCUUACUUAUUCCUACCUCCUGGCCUUCAACGUGUGGCUUCUGCUUGCGCCUGUUACCCUGUGCUAUGACUGGCAGGUGGGCAGUAUUCCUCUGGUAGAGACCAUCUGGGACAUGAGGAACUUAGCCACUGUCCUUCUUGCAGUUGUGAUGGCCCUGUUGAGCCUGCACUGCCUAGCAGCCUUCAAGAGACUAGAGCACAAGGAAGUUUUAGUGGGCCUGUUGUUCCUGGUGUUCCCAUUCAUUCCAGCCAGCAACCUCUUCUUCAGGGUGGGUUUUGUGGUGGCCGAGAGAGUCCUUUACACGCCAAGCAUGGGCUACUGCAUCCUUUUUGUGCAUGGGUUGAGCAAGCUCUGCACUUGGCUAAAUCGAUGUGGGGCCACCACCCUGAUUGUGUCCACAGUGUUGCUGCUGUUGCUGUUCUCUUGGAAAACUGUGAAACAGAAUGAAAUUUGGCUGUCAAGAGAGUCCUUAUUCAGAUCUGGAGUUCAGACUCUGCCCCACAAUGCCAAGGUUCAUUACAACUACGCCAACUUCCUGAAGGACCAAGGUCGGAACAGGGAAGCCAUCUACCACUACAGAACAGCCCUCAAAUUGUAUCCACGGCACGCAAGCGCCCUGAACAACCUUGGAACGCUGACGAGAGACACCGCAGAGGCAAAGAUGUACUAUCAGAGAGCUCUCCAGCUCCACCCGCAACACAACCGCGCUCUCUUCAAUCUUGGGAAUCUCCUUAAGUCCCAGGAGAAGAAAGAAGAAGCUAUCACUCUUCUGAAGGAUUCCAUUAAAUAUGGCCCAGAGUUUGCAGAUGCAUAUUCAAGCUUAGCUUCAUUAUUGGCUGAGCAGGAAAGAUUUAAGGAAGCUGAAGAAAUAUACCAGGCAGGAAUAAAGAACUGUCCAGACAGCUCAGAUUUACACAACAACUAUGGAGUUUUCUUAGUUGAUUCUGGCUCUCCAGAGAAAGCAGUGGCCCAUUACCAACAGGCCAUUAGACUCAGCCCAAGUCAUCACGUGGCCAUGGUGAACCUGGGCAGACUCUACCGGUCACUGGGGGAGAACAGCAUGGCCGAAGAAUGGUACAAACGUGCCCUGCAGGUGGCACGCAAAGCUGAGAUAUUGUCGCCUCUGGGAGCACUGUAUUACAACACUGGCCGCUAUGAAGAGGCUUUGCAGAUUUACCGGGAAGCUGCAGCACUUCAGCCUUCACAGAGGGAGCUCCGCCUGGCACUGGCUCAGGUUUUGGCUGUAAUGGGUCAGACGAAAGAAGCUGAGAAGAUGACCAGUCACAUUGUGUCAGAGGAGACUGGAUGCCUCGAAUGUUACCGCCUCUUGUCAGCGAUCUAUAGCAAGCAGGAGCACCAUGACAAGGCACUCGAUGCUAUAGACAAGGCUCUCCAACUGAAACCAAAGGACCCAAAAGUUGUAUCUGAACUUUUUUUCACAAAAGGAAACCAACUAAGAGAGCAGAACCUUCUUGACAAAGCUUUUGAGAGCUAUAAGGCAGCCGUGGCACUAAAUCCAGAUCAAGCACAGGCCUGGAUGAACAUGGGUGGAAUUCAGCACAUCAAGGUAGGAGAAUAAUUCACUUCACGGGUCCGGGCUUUCCAUUUCUGUUUCAGCAUUCAGUCUCUUCUCUCUAAGGGAUGUAGAAACCGUUAA